UUGACUUCAAAUUCAAUUACUGAUAGCCUUCGUUCAGUAUUGGACGCAUGCAAUCUACAUACAUCAGCUCCACAAUGAGAAUAAUCUACGUCAUAGCCCUGGAAACAGUUUUAGUGACGCUAAGCCAACAGCGGGCAACCCAACAUUCAACUGCCUGCAAGCCCUGCCUCUGUAAACAACGCUAUGCUGACUGCUCAAGCAGGAUUCUCACAGCUGUUCCUCAGCAUUUGCCAACUAAUAUUACACAUCUCAGUCUGAGGAAUAAUUCACUGGAGGAAAUUAAAAAUGGGAGUUUCAUCCACUAUCCUGGCUUGACUGACCUGAAUUUGGAGGACAACAAACUAAGUCUCUCUUCAAAUGUUUACAGUCCUUGUGCGUUUUGUGGACUGGUACAGCUACGUGUUCUCAGACUCAGCGGCAACUUUGAUUCUGCCUUAAAUACACCAUUAAACUAUUCCUAUCCUGACAAAUCGUUGAGACAACUGAAAUCAUUGGAAGAGCUGUACAUUGAUGGAAUACCCAAAACCCCGAUGGGAACUGCCUUCAGAGAGCUGACAAAUCUGACCUCACUGAUAUAUACGGGUCACUGUAACCUGUUGUAUAUACAAGAAAACAUGUUUGUCACUACACCGAAUCUUAAAUUACUGAACUUAUCAAGGUGUCACAUUAACGACAUCCACAGGAACGCGUUUUCUCCACUGAAGAACAUUCACACCAUAGAUGUAUCCGGAAACACUGGUUUGGGUCUUUCAAACGCAACCAAUUCUGCUUAUGGGAUGAUUGGGACUAAAAUAAAAGUUUUCAAGAUGAACCAAGUUGUUCCGCCCUUCACGAUUGGCGUGGUUGCAAAAAAAACAUCUUUCAAAUAUUUGAGAAACACAUCAAUUCAAGAGCUUCAUGCUGGACACAAUUUCAUAGAGAUAUUGGAGGGAGGUAUUUUUGACUUUUACCCCCCAACACUAGCGCGAGUGUCAAUUGUAGACAAUCGUUUCACUGUUGGUGUUUAUGUAUAUGAUAUUAUGAAACUAAAAGGGUUAAAGAGUAUAGAUAUGAGCGACAUGAGCAUUUCUCAUCAUUUUUUUAGGAAGUUCUCAAAACAACAACGUCGGAAUCAAUACACUGAUCAGGUGUUUUUUGGUCCUCCUGAUCUUGAAAAUUUUACUGCCAGAAACUACCAAAUGAACUCAGUUAUUUCCAGCAUUCACAUCAAAUUACCUAAUAUCAACUCAAUUGAUAUUUCCAAUAACGUUAUAACAAAAUGGAAAGGUCCCAUUAAAGGUUUAAAAUCUCUUAAACGUGCAGAUUUGUCAUACAAUUUCUGUUCUUACAUAGAAAAACGCUUCUUUUCUGAGUGGCCGAAUUUAACGUUUUUAAACAUUUCAAAUAAUUUGAUAGGUGAUGCUCUACGUACACUCGGAAAGGAUAGUGGGACCAUCUUUCAAAACUUGACAAAUAUUGAAACCCUUGAUCUUUCAGGAAAUAGAAUCCGUUUCCUUCAUCAACACAUAUUUCAAACCAAUACAAAACUAAGUCAUUUAGAUCUCAGCAACAAUGAACUUAGAGACUGGGAACCUGAUAUCAGACAGUUGAAAAACCUUAAUUAUUUGGAUCUUAACCAAAAUCAACUCCGGACACUUGGUUUUACCUUUCGUGAAUCUUUGGGAACACUUUCAAAGAAUCCUACUUUAGAUAUUUCCCAAAACCCACUCUCAUGUACCUGUGAAAAUCUGGAGUUCCUCAAUUGGCUAUUUCAACAUGCAAUGUAUUUAAAAAAUUUGAGUAAUUAUACAUGUGUUCAUCCAAUGAAUACACCAAUCCCCUUGACUGAAGAAGAAGUAGAUGGUUUACAAAGACAAUGUAAGCCACUUUUUGGAAUUAUAACCAGUUGUCUUGUUGGUAUAACAUUUACCCUGUCGUUCUCUGUCAUGGCCCUGGUGUACAGAUAUAGGUGGAAGCUGAGGUAUCUCUAUUACGUAGCCAGAGAUCGUUAUCGCCCUGUGGGAGGUGGUGUGGGAGGGGAACUAGAGUAUGAUUUCGAUGCCUUUGUGUCUUGUUCUGAUGAGGACUUGGAUUUCGUGGGCAAGUUGGUUUGUCAGCUGGAGGGACAGGGCAGGCGGCUAUGUAUUCAUCACAGAGACUUUAAACCCGGAGAACCAAUCGCAUCAAACAUUGUCAAAGCUGUGCAGACGAGUAGACGAACACUCAUCAUACUUUCUCCGAACUUCCUGUCAAGCACAUGGUGUCGAUAUGAAUUUGAGAUGGCGAAAAUGGAAGGUGUUUAUGAAGCCAGAAGCGUCAUCCUUGUUGUGAAGAUCGGUGAGGUUGAAGCAGAGUCUGUUCCUCGUGAGCUUCUGUACAUGAUGAAGACGGACUCCUACACAGAGUAUCCGGAAAAUGCUGUGGAUCAGGCCACAUUCUGGAUAGCACUGAAUGAAGCCCUCGAGGACUAGGAAGACUAAAACGGAAUCGGUUUCGGUGGAUAAUCGAGACUGGCUUUGAUAUUUUCAAGAGGAUGAAAAUGAAGUAAUAUGAAUUCAGAUUGAUGGUUAAAUAGGUGAUGUUAAUAAAGCGACAGAACCCUUUCCAUAUCCAAUAGAAACUCUGCAUAAAGCAGAGUCGAUUUGCAGAAAACCUUGUUCAUAGAGUUGAACAUCUCAAUAUGACGCCAAAGAUGAAGAUUGUAUAGGUGUACAGUGAAAGUUUUGUUGAGGGCUGUGAGAAUAAGGACACAUUUCUCCUCUUAUGCAAUUAUUGUACAAAUACGAGAGGCGUUCAAUAAGGUUUGCAACUUGAAUAUUAGACCAAGUCGCAGAACAUCUUUUGCACUUUUAUUUUUCAAUAUAAUCUCCAUUCACCUCAAUACACUUAUUCCAUUUGUCCUUCAAGCUUUUAAAACCACUUUUAUAGAAAUCCGCAGA
Haliotis rufescens (red abalone) is the source of this 2918-nucleotide messenger RNA. RefSeq names its product toll-like receptor 4. Gene Ontology annotation, biological process: inflammatory response; toll-like receptor signaling pathway; immune response. Bases 48 to 2450 code for a protein of 800 amino acids. NCBI's taxonomy places the organism in Eukaryota, Metazoa, Mollusca, Gastropoda, Lepetellida, Haliotidae. Gene Ontology annotation, molecular function: protein binding; transmembrane signaling receptor activity. The record is from RefSeq and is a predicted model, not a curated record. The transcript has 2 exons. Gene Ontology annotation, cellular component: membrane.